Amoebophrya sp. A25 is the source of this 7976-nucleotide messenger RNA. Lineage: Eukaryota; Dinophyceae; Syndiniales; Amoebophryaceae. The record is from the annotation of a GenBank genome assembly.
GUAGGAGGAAAAAAAAAAAAGAAGGAAGAGCUACACGAUGACUGAGACUGAGUGACAAUGAACUGAGAAAUUAUGACGUUGCUUUAUGUCUUUGUCUUCUCGUGGCCUCCGCAGCUGUUUUGUGCUUUGGCCAUGCAAUAAUAAUGAGGACCACAGGGCUUUUGCGCACAGCAUGGGAGAAAUCGCUAGAGGCAGCCGCUAGCUAAAAAGGGACUAAUGCGUGCGUCCCAAACGUUCUAGUGGAAAUGGGGCUCUACAUCGACUGCGAUCCCAAUCGUUCUAGUGCGUCCCAAACGUGGAAAUGGGACUCUACAUCGACUGCGAUCCCCUAGUACGUCGCACUCGGCGUAGUGCGCUGUUGUGGAGAAUCUAUGUCCGACUGAUAAGUCUCUUGAGUUGGUGCUGGACUUUUCAGGAAGAUAAAGCUGUUCUUGCAUACGGAAAGGACGUAGUGGUCGACUGGGGAAAGGGGGAUUUUGAUCCUGGUGUAGAAGAUGUAACACGAGUUGAGCAGCCGGAAAUUAUAGAGGAGGCAGGGGACGAUGAGGCACUGUCAGGAGGUACAUUUCGAAGCCACACUCGUAUUGCUCACGAGUAGAUUCAUCAAGAUCGUCAGCAGCUUUGUUCAAGACUCUUAACGGCUUUUUUUGAAUUCUCGUAACGAUUAACUACAUGCAAUGACAUCCGUGACGGAUCUUUACGAUUCUACACCAGGUUCUUCAGUUCCGUCAUGGGCACUCGCUGCUCUUAGCAAUAGAGAAGACCAAGACCUUUUUGCCGUCAGCAAAAAUAGCACUGACACCAACACAACGGGCAGUACUUCAUCUAGUACUUCGAGUACUUCUUCGACUUCGACAAGUACCACUUCGAGUAUGUCUAUUUCGAUGAGUACGACCACCUCAGCUACUUCUAGUUCCACGUCCUCUAGUACCAGCGAAACGACAUCAUCUUUAAGUACAACAACAUCAAGCACCACUGUGUCGACUACGACCGCUUCGACAUCGACAACGAGCACGUCCUCCUCCAGCACCUCCUCCUCCAGCACGUCCUCCUCCAGCACGUCCUCCACCUCUAGCACUAGCAGCAGCACAACUGCUACUACGACUACCGUAACGACAUCGACGACCAGCACGAGUAGCAGCACUACUUCCAACACCACGACGACCACGUCAUCCAGCACCUCAAGCAGUAGUUCUACCUCGUCAAGCACCUCGUCGAGCAGCACCAGCACCUCUAGUUCGACAUCGUCGUCGACGAGCUCAAGCACCACAAGCACGACGACGUCUACGACAACAACCAUAACGUCAACGACAUCGAGUAGCUCAACGUCAAGUAGUUCGACGUCAACGAGCACGACCAGCACUACGUCUACCAGCAGCUCAAGUACUAUUAAGGCUAUAUGAAGAUGUUUAUCCUCAUCUCGUCGAGCGUUUUUUGUUUUUUGUAGAACUGGGCGUGGACUAUACAAGCCAUAUUAGAGACAGAAUGAUGUUACUGCAAUGGAAUUUGUUGGGCAUGGAGAAUGUCACGCUUUUUAUGAUCCAGUUCGCUAUCAUCUCUAAUGUGCUCUCGUCAACGACGAUAACGACGACUACGAUAACCUCCACAACGUCGUCAACGAGCUCCUCUAGUACCUCGAGCUCGACUUCAUCGAGCUCGACUUCCUCAACUAGCACCAUAACUACGACUACUUUAACUACCACCACCUCAACAACUACGUCGUCCACUAGUUCCACCUCAACCUCGUCGUCCAGCACGAUAACAACCAGCUCCACUAGCACAAGCUCUUCGACGAGUUCAUCUUCUUCUACGUCCAGUAGUACAAUCACAACGACCACCUCCACUACAACAUCAUCGACUUCAUCUACCAGCACAAUCACAACUAGUACAACGAGUUCAAGCUCAUCGACUAGUUCCAGUACGAGCUCCUCGAGUAGCACGUCAACUUCGACUUCAUCGAGUACGAGUUCGUCAACCAGUACGUCAUCCAGUACGUCGACCUCGUCCACCACCUCAUUUAUGGCGGCUUUGUGAUCUUUCAUUAAAUAUUUAUCUAUGGUCUCAAAAGUGGGCACCUCUCAGCAGCGAAACUUUGCGUGGCCGCAACUUUGAAGCUCGUGCGGAGAUCCUCCGCGCCGGCCUCGGAUGGGCUUGGGAGCAGACGCGCCAGAAACCAUUUCAGCGGAUGCUUCUCGCGGGCGACGCGCCCGCGAUGUUCGUUGAGGGCUGCCCUCUGUCUUCUCUCGCGCGUGCCACAUCUACCCCGCGGUCGGCUAUCCUUGUUGGGGUUUGAUCAGCACGGGUGGUUUUGUAGCUCUCGAGGAUAAACCAUUCAACCCAAACAACACGCAAGUCCGGGAGGGUCUGAACUGUUUUCCCACUUACGGGGGUCGCCAAGUUUCGUCAUUCUAUCCAUCCACUGCGCUCGACGGGAGACCUAUUUCCCCACUUAGACGCCACGACUUGCGAAACUACGGGUCACCAGACGUGGGCUACGAAGCCCCUCGGCCGUCGCCACCUACAAGCGACGCGGGCGACCACGUAUGGUCUGGUCUAAAGUGGGGAGAUUGGAAUCUGCCAGUGGCGCCACAUGGUCGAGGAUCCAACGCACAGCCUUCGAAGACCGGAAACGCGGAGACUUCACCACAAACCGACACCACGGCGCCGAAGACCGGACACACGACCCCACUGUCGAGACUAGGUGGCCCCGACCAGGGAACUCCUGGGGUGGCUGUUCUACCGACUAUGACAUCGAAGAAGACUUCACUGGACUGACAGACUGUAUGGGGUGAAUCGUAGCGGCGUAGUGUAGUCGCUGGAUGAUGGUGCCGCCGCACGGUUUUCCAGUGCGCUAAGAAAUUGCCGCCGAGCACGCUCAGGCGUAUCCGUCGGUCAGCCCAUUGGGUGCAGCAGAUGCCAGAUAGUGCCGACGAUUCGGAUAAAUCCAAGUAGGCCAGAAAUGCCAUAUGGUUUACAUGUGCGGCCUGCAUUUCGUUGGCUGUUCACAGUGCGGCAGCAUUCUUCUUGGAUCUGCUGAUGGGAAUUUCCGACAGCGGCUUGGCUUCUGUGAAGGAUAUUUUAGUAGCAAUAACAGCCGCGCUUAUGCUGAUUGUUGCUAUUCUUCUGCUUGUCAACACAUGCGCGGAAAGGGUAGCAGCGAGCAACUCGCUUACAUGUAUGCUGCUACCUACCGGAUACUCGUCUGUGUGUCGUAUUCAUCCACUUCGCUGCGUGUGUUUAUAGUCGGCUGCGCAGAGGAAGCUUUAUAGGAUUUCUUUUCUGGGGCCAGCUAUGUCUUUCUGGCAGAGUCUAUACCGAUGGACAAGCGGGGUGAGAUAUCAAGCGACGACUCUCGAACAAUUCGGCGGCCCAUUUGCGUGCAUUUCUUGCGUGAAAGAGUUCGAGCAGGGUGAGAAGCCCCAAGGCUGACAAGCGAGACAAUAGCGACGGACUCUCCGACGGAUAUCAACCGCGACAGGACGACGCCAACGACAUCGACAACGGCGCCGCCUCGGUGUGGGUCAAUAGCUUAACUAAGCACAUCGAAAAAACCGGCGCGCCGUCAGGCGGCGGCGAGGGCUUGGCUGGGUUAUGUUUUUGGGGGAUGGUGGGUGCGUCUGCGUGGUCGCUCGGUGGAGAGCUUGGCGCAGUGGCCUUGCGGGUGCUCGCUGUCCAGGGCUGCAGUAGCGUAGGCAGCUGGCGUGUGGCUUUUGUUUAUGAAGUAAGCGCAAAGAGAGAAAAAGCAACACGCCUGCGGCUGCGCGCAGGGUGUGUCAGCUCGUUGCCACUUCGUUCACUGUUUGGGAUGGGAGGGCCGCCGGCUGAUGGGCAACGCCCAUGAUGAUGCUGAAGGCGCCGCCAAUCUCAAAGACUUCGCGCGGGGUGUGCCUCAUGUCGUGCGGCGCGUGUGUUCUUGGCGGUCGGUGUAUUGAUUGUUGUGGGGUGCGUCUCUCUGUCUACAAUGAAUGCUAUACCGCGCAGGGGCUCCUAGGGCCCGCGGUCGAUGGCCGCGCCUGCGUGGAGUGCUAAUAAAUGUAUCAGGCGCAUGCUUAUUUGUCGGUCUUUUAUACUUAUUCUAUUUGAUAGCUCAGGCUGAGGCAGAAGCAAGUGCAAAAAUGUCAUCUGUUGCUCUAAAGAAGUUACAGUUAGCCCAUUUUAGACUGCUCUAAUCCCGCGUCAUCCAGUACGAGUACGUCUAGCAGUACGAGCACGAGCUCAUCUACUUCAAGCUCGACGAGUUCCUCCACGUCCACCUCCUCAAGUACGUCGUCCUCCUCGAGCACCAGUACUUCGACAUCUAGCAGCACCAGCUCAAGCACGUCGAGCAGUACUAGCACAAGCUCCAGCACAUCGUCUAGCACCAGCACCUGUUCCAGCACGUCCACGUCGUCCUCUACGAGCACAUCCUCCUCAACGUCGACCUCAUCCUCGACCUCGUCUUCUUAAGGCCAUUAAAUCUAGAAGACAAGAUCAAGAACUCAUAGUCAUACAUGAUGAAUUGAAUCUAUUCGGCGAGCUGCCUAAGAUUUCCCAGACGAGUUCUACCCGCUACAUAUAUUUGAUUAAUAUCGACGCCGCUCAACAUAGCGCAGUCAGCCGCGUCUCAGGUUGAUUGUUCCUCUAAUAUGCGAUUCUGAGAUCAGAACUACUCGUGCGUCUAGAUACUAUAUGCAAAGUCAGGAAAUUCUUGAUUUGGAAUUAGAUGAGAAAGUGAAACGGAACACGAGUGAGAUGCUAUCGCCAAUCUUCAAUAGAGACCCUUUUCUAUUCCCUUCUAAUCUAAGACCUCGUCUACAACUUCUACUUCGACAACAACGACGACCUUCGAUCCGAAUGCCGUGUAUCUACGUCGACAUUACUUGCAAGUGAGUGGCUCACUGACGUUGGGGUUUUUAAUGGGAACAAUACCGAAAGCAGAAGACGGGAAGGCGAUGAGUACAACUAGUAGUUUUCUGAUGGAAGAGGACAACAGGGAUGCAGAAAACGUUCCACAGCUACAGGGGAAAAAUGCUGGUAUUGACGCUGACCUGGUAGGGGAUGAACAACGACGAGAAGAAUCCCUUAUCCUCCUCAACGAACAGCAAGAAAAAGAGAAACUACUACAGACUUACAACGAGACUCAGCCAGAAGCAGAUGCUGAGCCAGAACGUUUUUUCCACCACGAUAUAGAGUACAACAUGUGCCGCGUCGUUCAGCAGAGUUUUGCCACAUUAUUGCUAGAAAACGCUUUUCAAGCAUACGACGAGCCCACCCACGUCGUUGCGAGUCAUCUCAUUGAAGAUAUGGCAUACGUUUUGUCGUCGAGAGCUCAGUUGGAGUCUUUGAAACGUGUUAGCGACGCAAGUACUAAAGGGGAAGCGGAAAUCGAAAUUGGAAACCAGGAAAGCAAGGUAGAAGGUCCAGCGAGUCUUAAUACGGAAUUAUUACAAGAUGACAUGGACAUUGAAGAUUUUGAAGGUACUUCUACAGACGAGGGAGAAAAGCUUGCGCCUACGGAAACCUCCGAAGAGGACCCGAUUUCAUUUAUUGAGGUUAACAGCAGGAGGAGGGAAGAUGCUCGUGCUAAGAAACUGCAGCAUUUUCAAGAAGGUAGCACCCGCGCGGAUGCUGACGACGAUGACGACGACCUCAAGCUUGAAGCAAAAGUAAAACUCGAUUUUUUCCACCUAUACCUUCCCUCAGAAGGAUCCGCUGAGCGGAAGGCAGCGAUUAGCAUGUUGACGAAACUAAAUCGAACUAGUAACCAUUUCGCAGACGAUUCCUACAGUACGUUUGCAGAAGUCUUAGGUACUAACGUGUAUCAUGCCUUGGUUGAAUUUUUCAAGACUGGAGAGGUUCCUCAUGCCGAAGAAGCCAAGGCAUGGAAUGCAAAUAUCCUCGGGUCGACGUCGAGUAGUACUAUCAACACUCCAGAGAUGGCGACGUCUUCAAGUUCGAGCUUUUUAGAGAGCAAAAUGGCUAAUGCUGGGUCUACUAGCACAAGGAUACGACAAAACCUUCAGGAAGAAGCACCCGUGAUCCCCUGGACCCUCCUCAAUCAAAAUCCUGACUCUCUUGCACCUGUACAACGUUUUGUUGAUGUUAUAUCACAAGUGGACCGCGUCUCGGAAGUGAUCCUAACAAAGAAAGCUUCGAUGUCCUUAAGGCAACCAAGAGAGCAUCCUCUUCCUCAACAUCAUCCUUAGCCUUUUUCCCUCUUCCUCAACGUCAUCCUUAGCUUUUUUCUCAAGGGGAAAUAUAAGGCUCCAAGGAUUACAUGGCUCUCAAGGAAGUUGCGAAGCGGUGGUUCUAAUGUCCUCUGCCUCGAGGAAACUGUCGACGGAUUUAGUGGUGUUGCCUCAAGCAAAAGCCAUCAAGCCUAAGGUGAGUGAAGAGGCGCAGGCUGAACGAGCAGUGGUCGGCGAUGUGACUCACAAUUUGCAGUUCUUGAUGUUGUUAUGUUGGUUCGAAUUCCAUGUUCUAGUAGGAGUUUCUAUGUUUCUUGAUGUUGUUAUGUAGUUGUUAUGUUGGUUCGAAUUCCACGUUCUAGUAGGAGUUUCUAUGUUUCUUGAUGUUGUUAUGUUGGAUAGUAAUUUCGAAUUCGAUGUUCUAGGAGUUUCUAUGUUGUCUACAUGCGAAACUGAGUUUAAUUCUAUGUUGUAUACAUGCGAAACUUUAGGAGAUCAUUCGUUCCUUAUUUUGCUGCACCUGUGUACUUCUAGUUACACGGACAAAGCAAGGAAACUCCAAAGCAGCUGCGUCCCCAAGCUGAAGCCUAACCGGCGCACCCUAGUCUAUUGCCUCUAAUGCAUGCUCUCGUCACCCUGGGCGCAGUUGGGGCGACGACCUACUUGACUCGCGGCUCUGACAUCCUACGCACUCUCCUGAGGAAAGACAAGAUAAAAGUCGUAUGAAAGGAGGUUCAUCAUUUCAACAUUAUAGAUACAUACGCAGUCUGGCUCCGUGAUGAUCAAGCCAUUAGGUGGCGGCUCACACUGAUUUUGUUACCAAGAAACAGCUUCGUGAAGAUGAAUAGUCUGUGUGCUCCAUUAAUAGUCAUCUGUGUCCACGACAUCUUUCACACGCUAAAUUUAUCUCUUUACCCCUGGAGUGGGUACAUUCAUUCAUUCAUUCAUUCCCUAGCACAGUUUAUUAACGACCUCUCAUACAUAUCAUUGUCUUCCUCGCGUGUGACGCCAAAGUGUCUAAUCACCAACCCGACAAAAGACGUGGAUCCAAACGCUGGCAAAACCGAAGCUGAAGAAACGGCUAAAAGUGACGAUCCAAGUGGAACUGACCCAAAUAAGAAGGAUCCGUUCGUCGCGAAGUAUGAACAGAAAAUCUGUUAUCAUUAUCAAGUUUCUGAACUAGAAAAGUACGAUAAUGAUAACAGAUUUUGGUUUCAUACGAAGACUGCGGCUGCUAUGCGAGAGGCUUUGCAGACGCUUCUAAAAGAGGAUCCUGCACUGGGGUUAGCAGAGACGAAUUUGUUGGUGGAAAGAUUACAAUGUUUCAGAAAAGACUGAAACAUUGUAAUCAACAUAUUAUAGUAGAGUUUGUCCUGCUUAUUUUCAUUGCAAAGUAUAUUAGCGUUGCGCUUCGUGACUUCAUAUUAUUUGAGGCUGCAGGGUGUCAUCGUAUAGUCUAGGGGCUGGCAUGCUAGCCAAUGAUAGACUUCAUGGAAUGGCAAUAACAAUAAAGAGGAAAUAAUCGGGAUUGAUGCAACAUAAAGAAAAAGUCACUGUCCCCUGUCUGCAAACACAGAAGAGCUUCACUGAAUCAGGGAAGUCGUAGGUCCAGGCUGAAGCGACUAACGUCAUCAGUUUUGUCAAUACAAAGAAUUACGGUUGGGCUUGUAUUCGAGUGCUGUCCGGAGGAAUACGCGUGGAAAUGCAAGGAAGAAGGUGGACCCCAUGUUUUCACUUCUUGUAUGAUGACGAUGCGAUCGAGCGAAGACAUAUAAUUUUUACGACAAUAGUCGGUAGUACUCGAGCUCU